This is a messenger RNA of Penicilliopsis zonata CBS 506.65, 237 nucleotides long. RefSeq lists its product as hypothetical. The transcript has 2 exons. Lineage: Eukaryota; Fungi; Ascomycota; Eurotiomycetes; Eurotiales; Aspergillaceae. Gene Ontology annotation, cellular component: cytosolic small ribosomal subunit. The annotation marks the transcript as partial. Gene Ontology annotation, molecular function: structural constituent of ribosome. The record is from RefSeq and is a predicted model, not a curated record.
AAGAAGAAGUGGUCCAAGGGCAAGGUCAAGGACAAGGCCAACCACGCCGUCGUCCUGGACAAGACCACCUCCGAGAAGCUCUACAAGGAUGUCCAGUCCUACCGCCUCAUCACCGUCGCCACCCUUGUCGACCGCUUGAAGAUCAACGGCAGCCUGGCCCGCCAGGCCCUGGACGACCUUGAGGAGAAGGGUCAGAUCAAGAAGGUCGUCGGUCACUCCAAGAUGAACAUCUACAGU